Molecule: messenger RNA, 3803 nt
Organism: Anneissia japonica
Lineage: Eukaryota; Metazoa; Echinodermata; Crinoidea; Comatulida; Comatulidae
Product: hemicentin-2-like
Exons: 2
Coding region: 929-2344 (471 amino acids)
Source: RefSeq, a predicted model, not a curated record
UUGCAAAACAACAAAAGGUUUAAUGCAGGAUGAAAAUUCAGUUCAACUUAAGAAAGCCCCUUUAACAAUCCAAAAAAUUAAUAAUACAGAGAUUUUAUGUAUCUAUUGUUUUUCAAUAUCAAUAGCAUGAAUUUUUCUCACUUCUUGCCAAAAAUUGUAAAUAUUUUUUGAGCAGGUGAUUUCUCAUACACUGGUAAAAAUCUGCUACAUCAAGCUCUGAAUUAUUUAAAUCAUCUCAGAAACCAUCUUGGAUCAUUUUACGAAAACCACUUCCAACUUGAAAAAUACCCAAGAAUAUUUUGAGGAAGCUUGCAAAAAAACAACUAGGACAUAUUCUGUAAGGAUGGAAUUUGUGAAUGGCGCCACCUAUUGUCACAGAGAGGUUACCAUUCCUGAUUAGGAUAAAAAAAAACGAAGAGGAGUGAAGGUUUGAGAGGAAAGAACAAGAAUAUGAGAAAUUCAUGAACAAGUAUACUGAAAAGGAAGAAGGAAUCCAUUGCAAGAAUUAAGCAGAUACCUAAAAAUAUCUUCGCAAGUGCUGGAAAACGAGAUGAAAACAUGGAAAUAAUGGCUGCUAGCAAAUAAUGCUUUGUUAUACCAGGAGAGUAUGCAUAAUGAGUUGAUAAGAUAUGAUGCUAAAAGCUACUACUUAGGAGUUAUAAGCUGAAAUAUUGUACUACUACAGCUUGGCAUGUGUUGAUGAUAUGAACGAAGCUGCACAACCAAGGGUACAUGGGCCACACUAGAAGACUGACGGGCAACGAACUAUACCAAGUGUACUCAUGAGAAAUGAAAUCGGGAUACUGAGCAACGGGUGAACUGCAAAGCCUGUAGAAACAAAAUUGCAACAUACGAAUAAUACCUGGCAACUGCAGAAACCAGCUCAAACACCAAUGCCCACUGCAACAGCAGGACAGACCACCUGAAAAUGAAGGGUAAAAAUGGUUUGUGCACUGUCAGAAUAAUCAGAGUGAUCUACUCCCUUGCUUUUUUGCUACUCGCACUUCAAAUUCAUAGCUGCUUCGCCUCUUCAAUUGUAACACCUCCAAGCUCAAAGAUAGCGACCGAAGGCUACCCCGUCUCAUUUGAAUGCACGGUGGCUGAGGUACCGCCAGGUGUCAACGUCUCUUGGAUGCAAGAUGAUCAGGAGAUAACUAAUGAAAAAAUAAUAUCUGAUGCAUUUAAAGACCGGUUUGAAAUUGAAAUCACAGAGGCAGCUAAAACAUACACUUACAGGUUAGUCUUAAACAGAGUGAAACGCGAAGAUAGUGGUUUUUCUUAUAAGUGUCAAAUCAAUGACGUGCCUAAGAUAACAUCUAAAUCUGUUCAAAUUGAUGUGCGUCAAGUUCCGGGUAAAGAAUAUCCAAAGUGUAUUCAACCAGUAGACAAUAUCAAAGAGGGUGACAUGGUAGAACUCGAAUGUCAAUCAGAGCAUGUAAAACCAUUACCAAAUUUAGAAUGGCAAUACAAUGGUAAAAAGGUAUCUUCUGACCAAUUAAACAGUUCCGAUUCAAUUAGCAUUAAACAUGUUUUUCAAGUUACUAAGGACCGAGUGUACAAUUACACUUUCAGUUGCGUUUUACAACAAGUGGUUGUCGGACCAGAACGAACAUGUUCCAUUGGUCCUCUCCGGAUCUUAUAUAAACCCGAAGUUGAUAUAAUUGGAGAUACUAUAAUAGAGACUAACAAAGAACAUGUAUUUAUUUGUAAUAGUCCAACAUAUCCAACGCCUAAGCAGUAUAAGUGGACAUUUAACCCACCGUUAUCGCAUGAACAAUACAGGACUGAGAGUGAGGACAUGGUCUUACGAAUAAAACACCUCACUCAGAAGAAUGACGGUACUACUAUUACGUGUGAGGUACAGAACAGUGCCGGCUGGGGUGUAAAAGACAAAAAGAUUCAAGUAAUAGUUGACCCAAAUACAUUUAAUCCCACCCUUGAACCUAUCCCAGACAAGCCAAAACCAGAUCAAUCAGCCGCACCGAAUACAUACGGUGAUAUGACAACUGCCAUGAUCUUGUCUAUUGCAGGAUGCAGCCUGCUUGUUUUGUCGCUUCUUGCUGCUACCCUUCUCUGUUACUUCUAUAUGUGUGUGAGAAAGCGUUAUCUUCAUGGAUCUGGUUAUAAGAUUGCGCAACCAGACGUAUAUUCAGAGCCACGAGAUAACCUCCCUGCACCAGUUCAUACAAUGGAACGUGUUCCGCCAUGGAUGCAAAGGACUGUGGGAAUUCAAGUUCGUGCUGAUUUACCGUUAGAAAUGGGGGAAGUUUACACGGGAAUCAAUAAAAGCAUUGAGCAGACUAAAAAGGAAGAGUAUAUAAAACCAGCUAGUCGAUCAGUAUAGCGUGCACUUGGUAAAUAUAUGGCCUGGAACACGCACACACCAGAAGGACAAAAUACAGAGGUAAGAUGAAGACCAAAAAAAGUCAUCAAAAAUGGCUGCUUGUCUUCACUGAUAGGUCAAAGCAUAUUUAACAGAUUUUGAAAGAUAUGAAAGGAUUGUAAACCUACUACCGGUAUAUCUUAACAAGCAAAGUAGGUUUAAGGAAUCCAUCUAGACCUACUCAGGCGUGAAAAAGAUAUCCCACUUUAAUUGGUAAAGAACGACCCAUUAAAGUAUCCAAGAAUUAUCUCAGCAUCCAUUGUGAAAGCUUAUAAAUGAUCUCAUAUGAAUAUUCAUGAGUUAGUGAUAACGUUUAGUAUAAAGAGUUCAGUAUGUUGUUGAGUACAACAAAUAGAAUGAGUUUUGAACGACAACCAAUAGAGUUAAAAACAAAGAUCUUAUAAUGUUAGCAUAUACAGAGUAUAGUUUAUAUUCAUGCUAUUAAUCAAAUUGAUAAGUAUAUACAGCAAACAAACAUUGAUGCACAAAUUACUACAUCAUUACUAUAUUUGUUGAGACUACACAUACCCAACAAGUCCCUGCUAAUAUGCCCUUCCACACAAUAAUACAAUAUAAUAUAUACAUGUAUUAUAUGUAUACAGUAUUAUAUACUGUAGAUUAAAAGGAAAAAGACUGAAAAACAACAAUGCUGUGGGGAAACAAUAGCUGGAUCUCGGUAGAGUUACAAAUUUAAUAAGCAACAGCUACAAAUUUAAGUUAUUUUUUGUGUCGUCUUCCUAUCUAAUCAGCUUCUAUUUCCUCUCUUAUAAAUAUCUCUCAUUUUCCCCCAUCAACUCGAGAGAAUUCUCAACACGACUUACCUCCGUAUGACCUUGGGUGAUUAAAUUCAUUUUGCAUGCAUUUCUCAGUGCACACUACCGCUUCAUUCUAAACGUAGUGCUGUAAGAACAUAAAUUAACAUAAUGUAACGCAGGGGAGCAUAAAAACAGGGUCUUUUCCUAGCUUGUCUGCAUUCUUUAUAGCUAUUAUAUUCCAUUUUUAAUCUGUUGUGCAAUGCUCGAUAUUAUUCUCUGGAUAAUCAUUAUCUUUGAUCAAGCUAAUCCCAUGUAUAGUUUAAUUAAUUUUCAUUCAAUAUUUAUUAUGAGCUGCUUGCAUAUUUGAAAAUACUAUUUCAAAAAUGUUAUUAUUUUAGUGUAGGAUUUAGCUAUAUUUGUUAUUGUUGAUUUUUAAAUAUGUGGAAUUAUUUAUUAUAUUACCUUUCCAUCAAUAUUUUACAUUUUUGAAAUAUAUGAUGAUUCGCUAGUCUUUACCUCAUCAACCCGCAAGGAUUGGAUUAUUAUGGUAAUUGAUAACAACCUAUAAAAACCACAACUAUCACCAUCAUUAUUAUCAUUAAUAAUGUGAUUAAUAAUAAUUAUUAUUGCUUUAUAUAAAUCUACUGUAUACAUACACACAAAUA